Gigantopelta aegis is the source of this 5157-nucleotide messenger RNA. Its product is annotated as wiskott-Aldrich syndrome protein family member 2-like. Gene Ontology annotation, cellular component: cytoskeleton; SCAR complex. Gene Ontology annotation, molecular function: protein kinase A regulatory subunit binding; actin binding; Arp2/3 complex binding. Lineage: Eukaryota; Metazoa; Mollusca; Gastropoda; Neomphalida; Peltospiridae. Bases 139 to 1872 code for a protein of 577 amino acids. Gene Ontology annotation, biological process: positive regulation of Arp2/3 complex-mediated actin nucleation; actin cytoskeleton organization. The record is from RefSeq and is a predicted model, not a curated record. The transcript is spliced from 6 exons.
GAGAAUCGCCAUUUUGACACUUCCUCUUCUGAGAAUGUGACAAAUAUUUGCUAUUUUAACUUUGUUUCUAUUGCUCGAAUUAAAAAAAGAAGAUGAUAUUUAACAUAUACACACUACUGAGACUAGAGUAGUAGGACCAUGCCUCUGACGAAGCGGAAUAUCGAACCGACAUACGUGAGCCGCGUGGAGGUGCCGCCCAAUGUGCGCAAUGAGCUGGAAUGCGUCACCAACAACACGCUGGCCAACGUGAUCCGGGAGCUGAGCAGUCUGAGCAAGCACGCGGAGGACAUGUUCUACGAGCUGUCCCAGGAGGCGAACGCCGUCUUCAGCCGUGCACACCAGCUCACAAUGCGCAUUGAACACGUCCGCGACAAGGUCACGCAGCUCAAUGCUGCCGUCGAUGUGGUAUCACUGGCUAACAUCCACUCGAUCAAGCCCUUCAAGAGUGAAAUAGUCAAGGAGCAGCAGGGUCUGUCUAGAACCACAAUUCCCAAGUCGAUUCUCGAGAUGCACCAAGCAUGUGAUCGGCCUCCACCACUAGAAAAACUCGAUCAGUACAGGGAAGAUGGCAAAGACAGCAUGGCAUUUUACACCGAUCCGGAAUUCUUUCUUAACCUCUGGUGCCUUGAAAUGGGCAAAGAGAUCCAGGAGAAAAAGUCGGAAUUGGUGAAAAAGCGCAAAGACAAAAGGAAACCCCAUCCCACUGCAGGCAGACAGAUUCGACAGCCGAAAACUGCCACUAAGGACAAAUGGGAAAAGAUGAAAGUUGGCAUAGAGUUUGUCGACACUCCCGAUGAAGCAAAGAUGAAACAGCAGAAACACCAGGAAGAAGGCAAGCACUUCUCGAACACUGACGGCAGACAGUCGAACCGACCCGAGACGCUGCCUGUCGAGAACUCACAGCACGGCCAGGCCCACGUGGACAGGGCUAGCAUGACCAACCAUUAUCCGAAUCACGUACAACCAGCAACAAACCGGUCUUCCAAUAACCAGAUGAACGGGCCGUACCCGCGAGAGAACUCUAUACCCGAUCACGUUCACAGUGAACAGAUCGAACACAUUGAUCAGACUGGGUAUCACCAUUCUGUGGGGAAAGUGGGCAGUCCCCAGAACAGGCCGUCGCAACCUCCGCCAGCCCCACCUCCAGGAAUGCGGCAGAGCCCCGUCCGGCAGAGCCUGCCGCCACCUCCGCCGCCGCCACCAGAAGUUGUAGACCUGCCGCCUAAUCCUGUGGCAGCCUACGUGCAGCCACGAAAUAAUCAAAUAUUUAACAAUGUGGACGUAAUGGGCUCUCCGAAUCGUGGGCGCGGCUCUCAGAGAAAUUCACCAGCACGCCAGCCAUCAUAUUCUUCGAGUCCACAGAGAGUAUCCGAGAACAGCGAGCUGCCUCCACCCCCACCUUCUCCGACUUCGAAUCACACCCCAGACACCCCAGGGAGCCACGACUCUAUGCCCCCUCCUCCAUCCCCGCCCCCACCUUUCGACCAUCAAAUGAACUACAAGGCACCAUCUCCCCCGCCACCUCCACCACCUCCCCCUCCAAUGCUAAAUGGCUCACUACUUAAUCCUUCUGAUUCCACGUCUAUAUCAUCAGGAGGAAGUACAUUGACAUCAAACUCCACCGUCGAAGCUGCCAAGCCUAAAGCUGUGGAUGAAAGAAAUGAACUGUUAGCAGAGAUUAGAAAAGGAGAUUGGAAUAAAAAAUUACGCCGAGUAGAAAACCGGAAAGAGGAACAGAAGCGCACACCUGCAGGCAGGAUAGACGUGCAAGCGAUGAUGGACAGAGCGAUAGAGUUGCGGCGCAAAGUUAUAGAGGAGAGUGAUGACGACAGUGGUGAUAACGACUCGGACAAUGACUGGGAUACCGACUGAUGUCUUUAUAAUAAAAUAUAGUAUUGUGAUUAUUUCAAGUAUUCCAGGGACGGCGGUCUGUUCAUCCAGCACUAACGAAAUACAGCUAGCUUGCAGACUGGAUGAAAAUGAGAGAGAGAGAGAGAGAGAGAAAAACACACACACAUCAAGAGGCUGAUAAUUUAUCUUUCUGCAUUUUUAUCUGCAUGUCUGGCUAAGAAUUUCCUCAUCUGAAUACACCCUUUAAUUAUUUAGUUAUUUUGUGAUAGGGUAAUCGAAGAAAAUGGUUUUGUGAAAUAAUUAGUUUUUAUAUUGACAUUAAGAGCUCCUUUUUUUUAUCUUUUUUUUGUUUUUUUUAUUGCUUUUUUUAAAUUAUUGUAUAUUGGGCAUUACAGAUUGUGUACCAAGUUAAGCAGUUCAGUUACCGUGUUUUAGUAAUCAAAUGAAUUUUGUUGACCAGAGACCAAUUGUGUAGCCGAGUGUGAAUGAAGUGAUGUGCUGUAUGUGUUGGCAUAAGCAUAGUAUGACAUGUUGCACAGCAGCAUUUUCUCAUAAUAUUUGGUUACAUACAGCUUUUUAUUUUUGUCUAUGGUGCGUAGGGAUUUUGUAGAUCUGUUCAGUAUAUUAGUCACAAAUACUGACAAACAUGGUCAGUGAUGGGGAGUUCAUAUUUUAUUCAUACAUUAUAUAAUCUCAUUAUUUGGGGUUUUUUAAUUAUUAAUUGUGAGAAAAAAAACCCAUAUCAUAUUCUAUACCAGUUCACUGUAUUUAAUUUCUAUAUUUAAGUAAUACAUGCUUUGGAAUGGGGAGAAAAGUAGUGGGGUAAUUGCGUGAAAAUUAGGAGAGGUCUACCCUCCAACCCCCCACCCCCCCCCCCCCCCCCCCCCCCCCUCAAAAAAAAAGAAGAAGAAACCAGUCUUGAAAAAUCAAUCAAAAGGAAAUUACAUUUGCUACAUGGCUAAGAGUACUUGCAUCAUGUUACGGUUUACAUCCACCAGUUGCAUUUUUGUUUCAAAAGAGCAGACGGUAAAUCGAAGGCUAUGUUCUAUAUUGUCUUUGUCUUUGUGUGAAAAAAAUACAUAUUAAGAGAUUCCUUGCUGCUAGUUGGAAAAAACGAGUUGAAUUUUAAAGUGCAAGACCCAUGGACUGCAUUUACUGUGUCUAAUGUGUAGUCGAUUAUUCACGUGCUAGUAUGUCAUUACUUUAAAAAGGUUUUAAAAAGUGAAUCUAUUUAUAAUGUCAAGUUAUUUAUAAGCUAGUUUUGCAUUGCAUAUGAAAGGUAUUAAUAAGGAGUUUGUACUUCAUUCUUCUUACUGACGAUGAUUAAAAAAAUGUGCUCCAGUGGUGUCGUUAAACAAAACAAACUAAACUUCUUGCCGACGAUGCAGACAUACUAAAUUAGAAGAAAAAUUAAAACACAUUAUUUUGCACACUAUCGGGUAAGUGUCUUUUAUUUAUAUGCAGAUGUACUAAAAGGAGAAAAUAAUUUAAUUAUUUAUUUAAGAAACUAACUCUAGUGCCUAGGAAUCAUUAAUAAUUUUACAAACAAAAUCUGAAGAUAAAUGAAAAAUAUUUACUUGUGCAAAAUAACAGGAGCGUAGCCAGAAAUGUUUUUAGCAUUACAAGUGCCGCUUUAUUGGGGAGACUUAAUUACUACCAAUUCCCGGAUUUGUUUUGCGUUAUGCACGUGCGUAAUGGGCGCUAUGCCUUUGAAAUAAUGUAUUUAAUUUUUUUUUUUUUAUUACCACCGUUGGACUAAAUACAGUGAUAUAAAAAUCAAAAGUCUUAAGUAGUAGUUUUGUUGGAAAGGAGACUUACGUUUUAUUUCAAGAGUAUAAUUGUUAACAAAAAUUUUUACAGAACACUUUGGUGGCAUUGGUGCAAGUACGUCUGCUUCUAUUAGGCCUAUCGUGCUGGUUAUUUUUAUAUUUUAAACUGGGCUCACAACAUCAAAAGCGUGGAUCAAAAGGUUCAGAAAAUUUAUGAUACAGUUCUCUUUCAUCGGAGGUUCUUGGCCGAUUUGAAAAUAAUAAUUGAACAAACGUUUUAUGGAUUUAGGAGAGAAUCUCAUUUAAUUGGAUGGAUGCAUCUUUAGAAUAAGCUAUCACACCUUUUAAGCCUUGCCUCUAGGCUUAAAAGAACGAGGGCUACACAUUAUUAACUCCUGGUAGCCACAUGGAGAUUGUGUUGGAUGUUUUAUCUUAAGAUAAUUAUAAUGUUUAAAGUUUUAUGUAUAUUACAAUCACACCAGAUAUUUUAAUGUUGAUAGUAUGAAAGAGUAUAGAUGUUCAUGUGCAUAUGAGUGUGCAGAUUUGAGUUGAUAAUUGGUGCGAGUUUGUGGCAGAUAAACGUGAGCUCAUGGAUGAUAGUUUGAUGCAGAUAAAAUUUGAUAUGAGAGAGUGAGUUUGAGGCAGAAGAAAUUCACGUAUGUAUGUACGUACAUAUGUAUGUGUCUGUGUCUGUCUGUGAGUUGUGUGGGUGUUUAGAGAAACUUGUGAGUUUGAAGUGGAUGAACCUUCAUGUGAGUUUAUUGAUGUGAAUUCGAGUCAAAUUAGAUCACUUUUUUUAAUAUGGGUAUGAGUUUCAACAGACUGAUGCAGUAGUUCUAUAUACAUAAAAAUAUACAUUAUGAGAUGUAAUUCGUCUUGAAAUUUUAGUCUUUGAAGUUUUGUGUGUGGGGGUGGUUUUGUGGGUUUUUUAAAUGAAAUAAAUACAAGUAACUUUUUUUCUUCCUUUAAAAAUUGUAGAAUGUCAUUAAUGCUCGGGUUAUACACAUCCAAGACUCCCCCAUGAAAUUCGCUGCCCUUAUUAUGAUUCAGUCAACAACCAGUGAUGAAAGUUUUAUUCAUUUGUCAGUACAUACUGAGCUGCCACAACGUGUGUGAUCAAAUAUUUGAUUCAUUCCAAUAAUGCUUCCACAAUUCAAUCUGAGUUUGAUCAGAUAUUUUAGUACCGGUAUAAACGUUCCAAUAAAUCUGGUAAAGCCAUCAGGGACAUACAUUUUAGGUUUCGGUAGAUACAUGUAGUUUAAUUUAUUGAAUUGUGUGACAUUAACAUACUGUUACAACAGUCAAGCCCUCGAGGUUUAUAAUGAUUGUGUUCUUAAAGGGACAGACCCUAGUUUUUUAACACUAAGACAUAUUUUUCACCUAGACCCUAGUGUCAACCCGUAAUAAUGGAUACUAAGUUUGGUUAAUUUACAAACCUGUAACAAAUUUGGAUACAACAGAGUGAAACAAGAAUCUGUGAUGUUGAAAUACUCUUAAAAAUAGACUAAAACGUGACUCCAUAAUCGUUACUUCUCUG